AUGGAUAAGUUCCAGGCAUUUGGCAAGAACUUCAGUGCGAACUUCACGCCCUUCGCUGCGCGCACACAGCAGUUGAUCCGGGAGCAGCUGGGCCAGGUUGAGGACAAGACCCAACUCCCUGCUGAGUACAUCGACCUAGAGAAGCGCGUUGACGCUCUGAAGCUGGUGCACCAGAAGCUCCUUCAGGUGACCUCCCAAUACUCAAACGAAGCCUACGACUAUCCACCCAACAUCCGCGAGUCCUUCAACGACCUAGGCCGCACCAUCAACGAGAAAGUCCAGCUCCUUUCGCAGGCCAGUACUCCCGCCGAAGCUCAGGCCGCCUUGACCGCUCCUCCGGCCGCCAAACCCCAGCCCAAGACCUUUAGUCAUGCCAUUGCGCGUUCUUCUCUAGCUGGAUCCCAGACCCUCGCGACCACCGCAACCGGCGAAGACCCUCUUGCGACUGCUCUGGAGAAGUAUGCGCUUGCUUCGGAGAAGGUGGGCGAGGCCCGUCUAGCGCAGGACGCUCAGAUCCAGUCACGCUUCCUCGCUGGGUGGAACACCACUCUUAACACGAACUUGAUGUUUGCUGCGAAGGCGCGCAGAAACGUCGAGAACGCUCGUCUGAUGCUCGACUCGGUUAAGGCCAGACACAGCGCUGAUUUGGACAACCUGAGCGAGGAGGCUCGCUCUGAGAUCGAGCAAGCCGAAGAUGAAUUCGUCGGACAGACAGAGGAGGCUGUGAGCGUGAUGAAGAACGUCCUUGAUACCCCCGAGCCCCUGAGGAACCUAGCGGAUCUUAUAGCCGCACAGCUGGAAUACCACAAGCGGUCCUAUGAGAUUCUUAGCGAGUUGGCCCCUGUUGUUGACUCGCUUCAGGUUGAGCAAGAGGCCAGCUACCGCAAGAGCCGCGAGGGCGCAUAG
This is a messenger RNA of Aspergillus puulaauensis, 906 nucleotides long. Its product is annotated as BAR domain-containing protein. The record is from RefSeq and is a predicted model, not a curated record. The transcript has 5 exons. Lineage: Eukaryota; Fungi; Ascomycota; Eurotiomycetes; Eurotiales; Aspergillaceae. Bases 1 to 906 code for a protein of 301 amino acids. Gene Ontology annotation, cellular component: cytoplasm. Gene Ontology annotation, molecular function: protein binding.